GGGUCAUAGAAUUUCAUUCCACUUCCGCUCGAAGAGAAGAAAAAACCGAUCCCCCUUCCCCGUCCGGACCCUAGAAGAAUCCCAUUUCCCAGAGCAAGCGGAGCAGCGCGCGAGAGGGUCGGAGGCGGUGACACCGUCAAUCAGCACCCCGCAGGAGGAGGAGGACGACGACGGCGACGAGAUGGGCCUGUGCUCGUGCUGCUGCCGGUGCCUGGAGCUCCUGUGCUCCGUCCUCCUCCCGCCCCUCGGCGUCUGCCUCCGCCACGGCUGCUGCUCCAUGGAGUUCUGGAUCAGCGUGCUGCUCACCAUCCUCGGCUACCUCCCCGGCGUCCUCUAUGCCGUCUACGUCAUCUGCUCCGUCGACCCCCACCGCCACGACGACGACGACUAUGUCUACGUCGCCUGACCGACGGACGGAUCGCGGUGGCCCGUGCCUCUACCCUCCGCCGCGUGGAUUGCUGUCUAUCCGUAUGAUGUUAAUUAGUAGAACGAACGGAUCCUGUUCAUGUCCCCUGUAAACUCGUGUGUUCAGCCUUAAUCUGACAAUCUGAUCAAAUUAACUUGAUGGACUUGUGGGGUGGAGGUGUGACGAUACCACUCACCUACCAGAUUUGAAUUCUGACGCUCAAGAUUUAUUCAUAUAUAAGUGUUUUCAACGA
Molecule: messenger RNA, 659 nt
Organism: Phragmites australis (common reed)
Lineage: Eukaryota; Viridiplantae; Streptophyta; Magnoliopsida; Poales; Poaceae
Product: hydrophobic protein OSR8-like
Exons: 2
Coding region: 182-406 (74 amino acids)
Cellular component (GO): membrane
Source: RefSeq, a predicted model, not a curated record